This is a messenger RNA of Humulus lupulus (European hop), 1400 nucleotides long. RefSeq names its product probable WRKY transcription factor 65. Bases 266 to 1135 code for a protein of 289 amino acids. Gene Ontology annotation, cellular component: nucleus. Gene Ontology annotation, biological process: regulation of DNA-templated transcription. Lineage: Eukaryota; Viridiplantae; Streptophyta; Magnoliopsida; Rosales; Cannabaceae. The record is from RefSeq and is a predicted model, not a curated record. Gene Ontology annotation, molecular function: DNA-binding transcription factor activity; transcription cis-regulatory region binding. The transcript is spliced from 3 exons.
AAUGUGACGAAGAGGGCCAUAUUUUAAGCACCACUCCAUCUACACCACCUUCAUUUCAUUUUCUUCUUCCCCAACUAAACAAACCCUCAUUUUCUUUCUGGUUACUGUCUUUGAUCCUUAACCUACUACAACUUUUGUGAUCAACAUUAUCCAAUAAAAUCUCGGUCCCGCCAUCAAUUCACUGAUCAUAUAUAUAUAUAUAUAUAUAUAUCUACACAGUUCUAUACCCUGUAAGCUAUUGAUACUGGCUUUUAAAUCAAUCGCCAUGGACAUCUCUACUACUGGCUUAAUCACUGUUAAUAACAACAACUCAUUUGUCGGUGACACAGAUCGAGACUCCAACGAUUAUUACUCUGCUGCUACUACUCCGGGAGAAAAUGGCUCCGACUCUCCUACCUCGACUACCCUCUUCCACGAUUCCAAGAAUAUCAUCACUACUACUAUCUCCUCCCCCAAGAAAAGCAGACGAGCCGUGCAGAAAAGAGUGCUUUCAAUUCCGAUUAAGGAAGUCGAAGGGUCACGACUAAAGGGCGAGACCAGUAGUACUCCACCUUCGGAUUCUUGGGCUUGGAGGAAGUACGGUCAAAAACCCAUCAAAGGCUCACCUUAUCCCAGAGGGUAUUACAGGUGCAGCAGUUCAAAAGGGUGUCCGGCAAGAAAACAAGUGGAGAGAAGCCGUAUAGACCCCACCAUGCUAGUCGUCACCUACUCUGCCGAACACAACCACCCUUGGCCCGCUUCUAGAAACCACCACAACCACAACAGCAACCAAUCAGCCUCACUCUCUGCCGUUAAGAGCGCCAAAGUGGAAGCUUUGGAAGCUCAACCCGACCCGGAGAUGGAGGCCGAGCCGGAAGAGAGGUUCGCGGGUCUAAUCGGAGACGAGUCGCUGAUUGGUGGUGACGAGUUCGGAUGGUUCGGGGACAUGGAAACGACGUCGUCUCCCGUUCUCGAGAGCCCAAUUUUUGCGGAGAGUGGGUCCGUCUUCUCUUCGACGACGACGACAGUGGCGGCAGCGAUGGUGUUCCCGAUGAGAGAGGAGGACGAGUCGCUGUUUGCUGAUCUGGGCGAGUUGCCCGAGUGCUCAUUGGUGUUUCGCCACCGUGGCGUGGGACCACAAGUUGAGAUCUGCUGACACGUGUCUACGCCCCCCGAAUAUAAUUUAAUAUUUAUUGUUAUAUAUACACACGAGGAAAUGGAUGAUAUCAUAAUUCAUAUUUUGGGUAUUCAAAGUUGGGAGUAGAAAAAGAGAAUCUUACGCCAUAAGAUACCAAAAGAAAAAAAACAAUUUUACAUUUUUUUUUUAAUUUUUAUCUUUUUCAUUUUUUAUAUUAUAAUCAUUGAUAUUGUUUGCCCUUGAUUUUAAUGUGUCCUAAACAAAAAGAGGGUCUUAAUCUGGA